AUGGCGAUAAACCACUCUCCGAAAAGCACGACCACAGAUCCCGCAAUAGCAUCGGAAUUGCACCAUGCUGAUCUCUCAUACGUUGUCAAUCGAGUAAUUACCGCAGACUCUCAUCGGCAGGAGACAUUCGAAACUGAAGUACCUCCUGGUCUAAGCCGACUGAGACAGUUUUCAAUCAUUUUUCUAGUUCUUCUGUGCAAUUUGAUCCAGUAUGCUUCUCAGUUCUCAACGGUAGCUGGUGGGUAUGAGUUCAGCGCGAGACUCGGCGUGGAAGUCGGACCAGGCAAAGCUAAUUGGAUGGCUGCGGCAUACGGACUCACCCAGGGUUCCUUCGUUUUGAUUAGCGGUCGACUAGGAGCCGUGUAUGGCCACCAAAGACUAUUGAUAUUGGGAGGCGCCAUCCUGGUCGUCUUCUCACUUUGCAAUGCUUUCUGCAACACAUAUGUUUCUUUCAUUGUUAUGCGGGCUUUGACUGGAGUUGGCGGUGGCAUUCUGAUGCCAAAUGCUGUCGCGACUCUCACAAUCAUGGUACCACCUGGCAAGGCUCGGAACUUCACUUUGGCUACCUUUGCUGCAUCACCACCAGUUGGUGCGAUGAUAGGAGCGUUGAUUGCUGGUGCUGUGUUAAAAUACACGGAGUGGAAGUGGCACUUUAUCAUCUUAUCAUGUCUCGGAGCAGUUUUCUUUGGAAGUCUAUUUUUUACCUUCCCUCCUGAGGACCCAGUUGAUAAAAAUGGAAAAAUUGAUGUCAUAGGAGCACUUUUGGGGCUUAGUGGGCUUUUGCUGUUCAGUGUUGCCUGGAAUCAAGCGCCUUCAGUUGGGUGGCAAAAACCUGCGGUUAUUGUCAUAAUAAUUUUAUCGGUGCUCUUAAUUGCAUCCUUUUUUGUAUGGGAAAGUCGGUUUGCAAUUGAGCCGAUAAUGCCUUUGACAGCCUUCAAAGCACCGAGCUUCAAUGCCCUGGUCUUCGUCGUUCUGUUUAUUUACAUGUCUGUUGGAAUUUUACUGUGGUAUAUGGUUGCAUGGGAACAGUUAAUCCGGGACUGGACAGUGCUGCACAUUGCAGUCGGCUGGAUCCCUUAUGGAAUUGGGGCUUCAGUUGCAGUAAUCACAGCCGCAUGGCUGAUUACACUCCUAGAAGCGCAAUACGUCCUCGCAUUGGGAUGUUUGACUUCGUUUGCUGCCAGUGUAUUGCUGGCAACAAUGCCAGAGCAGCAACUCUAUUGGAUGCAGGUAUUUCCGGCUACAAUAUUAGGCAGUCUCUGCCCUGACUUUGUCUACGUUGCAGCGCAGAUAAUUGCCAGCAACUGUGUUGAAAAGCACGAGCAGGGCGUGGCUGGCAGUCUGAUUGGAACUUUGAAUCUUUACGGUAACAGUCUAGGCCUUGGCUUUGCUGGUACAAUUGAAGGCCAGGUUUCUAAAAGAACAAACAAUGAAGUAGCAGGGUUCCGUGCUGCACUGUGGUUUGGGGCUGCAUUAGCUGUGGCUGCACUGGCUCUUGAUCUAACAUUUGUGAGGCUGCGCCAUGUGGACCGUGAAGACUGGGACUCGCCUCGACCUUUGGAUCCUGAGGCUACGGAAGUUAGACGAUAA
This is a messenger RNA of Penicillium crustosum, 1590 nucleotides long. RefSeq names its product MFS general substrate transporter. The transcript is spliced from 5 exons. Gene Ontology annotation, biological process: transmembrane transport. The coding region runs from base 1 to 1590 and encodes 529 amino acids. Lineage: Eukaryota; Fungi; Ascomycota; Eurotiomycetes; Eurotiales; Aspergillaceae. Gene Ontology annotation, molecular function: transmembrane transporter activity. Gene Ontology annotation, cellular component: membrane. The record is from RefSeq and is a predicted model, not a curated record.